Molecule: messenger RNA, 1548 nt
Organism: Carassius carassius (crucian carp)
Lineage: Eukaryota; Metazoa; Chordata; Actinopteri; Cypriniformes; Cyprinidae
Gene: ssbp2a
Product: single stranded DNA binding protein 2a
Exons: 17
Coding region: 114-1172 (352 amino acids)
Biological process (GO): positive regulation of transcription by RNA polymerase II
Cellular component (GO): nucleus
Molecular function (GO): protein binding; single-stranded DNA binding
Source: RefSeq, a predicted model, not a curated record
UCACUGCGGUCCAUCCAAUGGUGAGGAGCUGACUGAGUCGCUAUGGUGACGGGAUUGUUUCGACAGGGGCUGUGAUGGGUUGACAGGUGCGUGACAGUCGCGUCUGUGCAAGCAUGUACGCCAAAGGCAAGAACGGCGUGCCAUCGGAUAGUCAAGCCCGAGAAAAGUUAGCUCUGUAUGUGUAUGAAUAUCUGCUACAUGUGGGAGCUCAGAAAUCAGCACAGACCUUCCUGUCAGAGAUCCGAUGGGAGAAGAACAUUACAUUAGGAGAGCCGCCUGGGUUCUUACACUCGUGGUGGUGUGUUUUCUGGGACCUCUACUGUGCUGCUCCUGAGAGGAGAGAAACAUCUGAGCACUCAAGUGAAGCCAAAGCUUUUCAUGACUAUAGUGCUGCAGCGACACAGAGUCCAAUGAUUGGAAGUCCUCCUGGAGACGGUAUGCCUUUGCCCCCUGGAUUUUUUCAGCAGUUUAUGUCUCCUCGAUACCCAGGUGGGCCCAGAGGCUCUCUCAGAAUACCCAGUCAGGCUUUGGGCCCUGGGAACCAGCCCCUAUUACCUAGUGGGAUGGAUCCUACAAGACAGCCAGGCCAUCCCAACAUGAGUGGGACCAUGCAGAGGAUGACCCCUCGAGGAAUGGUUCCUAUUGGACCACAGAACUAUGGUGGUGGGAUGAGACCUCCCCUAAAUGCUCUUGUGGGACCUGGGAUGCCUGGGAUUAACAUGGGUCCUGGAGGAGGAAGACCAUGGCCAAAUCCACCAAAUAACAAUUUGAUCCCUUAUUCAUCCGCUUCUCCAGGCAGUUAUUCGGGUCCCCCAGCAGGAGGUGGCCCUCCAGGAACACCCAUCAUGCCAAGUCCGGCAGAGUCAAACAACUCAAGUGACAACAUGUACAGCAUGAUCAGCUCAGUCCCUCCAAAUGGAAACAGACCAAAUUUUCCAUUAGGUUCAGGUUCUGAUGGCCCAAUAGGCAGCAUGGCAGGCAUGGAGCCUCAUCAUAUGAAUGGUUCAUUAGCAGGAUCUGGCGACAUUGAAAGCCUCCCAAAGAGCUCCCCAGGAAACCUCAGCUUGAAUAAUCAGCCUGGCACACCAAGAGAUGAUGGAGAAAUGGGUGGCAACUUCCUCAACCCAUUUCAGAGUGAAAGUUAUUCUCCAAACAUGACAAUGAGUGUGUGAAAGGACAGCACAGGAGUUACGUUUUCACCGUGUUCAGCAAAAAAACCCAGGAUCUUCUCAACACCGGCUCUUUGAUUUUUUACUCAUUUUGUCUUUGGUGAACUAUUGUGAAUUACAGUUACGUCAUCCUACACUAAAUCUGAAUAAACUUAAGCAAGCCAUGAAAGAAAGCUGAAGACACCUUGAAGAAACUUUUUCACGGUUUAUUUUUUUCUCCUGUUUGAAUUCACACAGGGCUCAAUCCAUUUUUUAAUUACUAAAUCUUUCCAGAUUCAAGUUUCUGUAUCUUUUUUAUGUAAAUGUUUUUGCUUUCUUCUUUUUUUUCUUUUCUGUGGUAUACAGCACAGCUGAUACCCAAAAAAAAGCAGUUCCUUAA